UGACUUUGACAAAACUUCACACAGCAGCAGCGCACAACGGUGUGGAGCACAGAAGCGCAGCGUACAGUGCACUCGCAACCAUCCAUCCGUACAGUUGGAUGUCACCGGCAAACGGCAACGGCUGCGGCAACAAAAUACAAUCAUUAGCAAGACGUUAACUCGCAAAGUUAAAUACAAUAAUAUAGCAAGUAAAAGAAAAAGAAAAAAAAAAGAAGAAGACGAACCUUAAGAAAUAGAACUUGCGGUAGCAAAAGAAACAACAGAAACAGAAGCUGAAGCUGAAGCAACAGAAGUCAUCAGAAAUACGACGUGUGAUCUUGAUCUUGAUCUUCUUCUUUGAAUCAUCGAAUUCAGCACAGUACGUGUAUAUAUAAAGUUAAACAACAACAACAACUACUACUACAACAACAACAAUAAUAAUAAUAAUAAUAAUACAAUUCAUAAGAGCAACCGACAACGGUGUUAUUGCUUUUGCUGUUACGCUUACUAGGUUGGUGGUGAUGUUAUUAUUGCUGAUGAUGGUGAUGAUGCUUUGAUUGUGGCAACAAAGAAUUGACUUGGGAUCGAGCUACAAACUCUCAGCCUACAUUUGCUUUGUUAUCGGACAAAUGAAAAAUUGUUAGUAAUUUUUUUUUUCAUUGAAUUUAAUGGAAGUUUAGUUGAGUGCUAUUAUUUUUGUGCUGGUGUGAACUUUUCUUAUCUUUAACAUUCAUGUAAAUGUUACAACGAUAAAUGAACUACUAUCAUACGUAUACAUACAUACAUACACACAUUCAUAGAGCAAAGUGAAAAUGCACAAGUAAAUAUAAAUAUAAACAAACUUAAAUAUAAUAAAGCUUUUAAAUAAAUGAUAAAGCAAAACUGCCGUGAAAUUAGCCAACAACGAACCAUUUUUUUUUUAAUUAAAAGAAAUAAUAAAUAUAAUUAACAGUGACUUAUAAACAUAAUAAAAUUAAAAACAAUUGAGUCAUAAAAAAUAGAUUAAGAAAGCGAAACAACUUUUUCUAGUACUUAAACAACUUUUAUACAAACAAACAAACUACAUACAUACAUAAGUUCACACAACCAUAGCAAGACAAUGACGGCGCAUGAACAACCGAUUAGCUACUUGGACAGCAUCCUGAACGAGGAGGAGUCACGCUGUGAAUACAGUCAUCAGUGGCGCAAUUUCACAAUCUCACGUUCGGGCCGUUUCAAGUCGAAAAAUCGUAAGCGCGACGUUGUCGAUGGUAAACUCUUCGAUGCGGUUAAUAUGCCCAAUGGGAUGUCGGCAACGUCCAAGACAUCGUCUGCUGCCGCCGCUGCUGCCGUUACGGGUCAUAGUCGUGUCAUGGCAUCAGCCACCAUGAAUCCACAUUUCAAGCAGGAGCCGGAUAAGAACGCUUAUCGUCAGUCUUCAGCAAUGUCCAGUAAACUAUUCUCAUCGCAGUCCAUGCCAUCAGCUUCUACCAGCUCGGGUUCAAGAAAUGCGUCAAUGCGUGAAAAGACAGAGAGCUACAAAAGUUACUAUGAAACGAAUUUAUAGAUGCUACCUGCAUACAUUACGCAAAAUACAUAUGUAUAGUUCGUUUUUUUAUAAUAAGUAAGAUUAAUUGUGAAAGGCAUGUGAAAACGUUAUUUUUAUAUUUGAGCUUAGUAUAUACAUAACUUUAUUAUUGCAUUUUUUUUCGAAAAAUUUAACA
Messenger RNA from Ceratitis capitata (Mediterranean fruit fly), 1682 nucleotides. RefSeq lists its product as hypothetical. NCBI's taxonomy places the organism in Eukaryota, Metazoa, Arthropoda, Insecta, Diptera, Tephritidae. The coding region runs from base 1079 to 1525 and encodes 148 amino acids. The transcript has 2 exons. The record is from RefSeq and is a predicted model, not a curated record.